AUGGCCGAUUCUGAAUCACCAAGGUCGCCCUCGCCGGACUUUGACCAAGACGAUAAGCCUCGCGUGCUCGUUGACGGUCCUGGAGGUGCCGAUACGAAGCAGGGCGCAAAGAUUGCCUGUCUCGAAUGCCGUUCGGCCAAGAUCAAAUGCUCUGCCCCCACCGACGGGCAGGUCCCGUGCAAACGCUGUGUCAAACAUCAGCGCGAAUGCCUCUUUGAAAAGCACAAACGCGGUCGAAAGCCGAACAAGCGCUUCUCGGUGCCUUCCGACCUACGGGUAGCAGGACGAAACGGAAGCGACCCGAACGAGUACGGGUCUUCCCACCGCCCAAACUCAUCCGAAGGCAGAUCCGACCAUCAGCACAAGCAGCAGCAGCAGCAGCAGCAGCAGCAGCAGCAGCAGCAGCAGCAGAGCUCACACAACGGUCGCGGCACUCCCGAGCACGGCCAUUUCAAGCAUGACUCCGGUUUUGCGUCGGGCGACAAUGUGUCGAAUCGACAUCACUUCAACGAUACGAAUUGGAAGCCAAGCAGCACGUUCGGACCAUCCGCUCAAGGUCGAGGUCCGCCGCAGCAGCCUCACUAUCCAGAAGAACGCUUCCACGGUGCGAAGGACAAAUACCAGAACGGAGGCUUGCCCUCUUCCAUUUCGGCUCCUUCCGGUCUUGCUCAGACAGGCACGUCUUAUCCCUACGCACAGCCUCAUCACCAUCAGCAAUCGCUGCAUUCGUCAUCGCAUCAGCAGCAGCACCACCACCAUCAGCACCAAUACUCGCAUCAGCACCAACACCAACAGCAGCAGCAACAAUCAUCCUCGUAUCAGCAGCAACCUCGACACGGCUCUGAUCAUGCUAGUCCUGGAAGAUGGCGAGACCAUGCGCCGACGCAAGCAGCAUCUUCUCCCCACAGCUCCCACUCGGGCGCGCCUUCGGCCAAACCGCACGACAACUUCGCUCACAACCGCAACCGCCCCUAUCCUCACAAUGCGCCAGCUCCCAGUCACAGCUAUGCACACUGGGACAGCCAGCUCGGAUCGGAGUGGAACAACAAAGCCAGGCCGGACGUCUCGCCUUCCAGACGCACAGACUCCUCCGCCUUGCAGGGUCAGCAGUCGCAGCAAAAGUCGUCUCAGUACGCCAAUAACAAGGACGCUUCAAGCUCGCAGAAGCACGCACCUUCACACGGCCAGCGCAGCUCGUCCAAAGGGCAAGGGCAGCGUCGCGAAGGCAUAGCUCCCCAGCAGCAUCGAUCCUCUAGUCGAGGCCGAGCAUUCGAGCAGGACCCAGACGAAGAAUACGAGGAGGAGCAGGAUGAGCUCGAGGACGAUGCGGAUGCGACCCGCGAAGAGCACGACUAUGUGCUCUCGAAUCCGCUCAAGUUGCUUGCACAAGCCUCAGAUGCCGCUGCCGCUCGCAUUGUCGGCGGCAGGGUCGAGACCGGCAAUCGCAGCUCGUUGGCUGCUGUCGAGACAAUGGGUCUGCUGCACCCCACUCUGCCCUCGAACCGCAUGGCUGUCAGUGCCGCCGUCAAUCUCACCGGUCUCGGUCGUCCGCUGUACGGGCGCAGGGAGGACGAUUUUGCUCGCAGUCAGCGUGGCUGGCCCUCCGGCCGUAUGCUGCCUCCCAUCUUGAACGCGACCCGCGCCGGAGGAGCCACUGAAGGGAGCAGCGCGGAAGCGUCCAAUCGCGGUCCGCCUGCCUUCCUCAAGGACAACAUGCGCUCCAAGUCCUUCCCCGACGGCGAACUCCCCAGGGUCGAGGCUUCCAACGCCAUGGAUGAGUCGGACACCAGCGUCGCGGCUGCAAGCGGUGCCGCGACCAGUGGUCCAAGCGCGCCCACAAAAGCUGGCUCCGGCAUACCGCUCGGCCGUCCCAACAUUCUCACUCCGUCGACGUUAGAUCACGAAGCUUGGGAGUAUCGCGAAGGCAAAGCACAAGCGCGUCGAGGCUUCGGCUCCAGUCCCGGCGGAGCUAGCAUCGAUGCUGCGACCACGGGCAGCAGUGCCUCCGCCGGCGCCAACAACGGUCAGAAGCCAGGGCCUGUCUCGGGCAUCAACGGUGCAUCUCCGGGUGAGAUCAUCGAGUCACCGGCCGAUGAGGUGACCACGGCCAUGUUGGGCAAGCGAAAGCGAGGUCGCUCUCGAGCUACUCGCGGUGGCGGCUUCCCAACGCGCAGAAGAAGGCUUGCCGAGUGGGACACCGACGCGGAAAACGGCGAAGGUGCCGACGAGGAUGGCAUUGUUGACCCCACCAAGAGCAAGCAAGUCACCAUCGCCACCGUGUCGAAGCUCAAGGAGUCCAGCGGCGUGCUUUCGGGCGGCGAAGGAGAAGCGGGGGCCUCUCGCAAGGGCUACUUCAACUUAAGUCUCUUUCACAGCAAGAACGACGACACGGAAGGCCUCGAUCCCGUCGAGCUCGGUCUCGUCGAACUCAAGGAGCUCGAAAGGCUUUUUGACAUCUUCUUCGCGCGCAUCAACCCGGUGCUGGACCUCUUCGAUCCCUUCUUGCACAGUGUUGCGUUUGUCAGGAUGCGUUCGGCUUUCCUCACCACCGUCAUCUCGGCCAUGGCUGCACGCUUCUCAGACACGCCGGAAGAUGCCAAGCUCGCCUCGACAUUGGACAAGCACUAUCAGGAGAAGCUGCUUCCCAUGAUCCUGCUCGGCGGGUACAAGAGUGUCGAGAUCAGUCAAGCUUUCCUCAUCUUGACCACGUAUAGCCGACCCACCAACAGGCUUGUGGACGAUCGCUCGUGGCAGUACCUCGGCUUCGCCAUUCGCACUGCCACCGAGGUGGGUGUCAACCGCAAAGUCACACCGAGCGAGAACUUGCUGGGCAACGAGCAAGUGGCGCGCCGCGUUCGAAACCGAGAGAGGCUGUGGUUCAAUCUCUUCCUCUACGAUCGAACGCUGAGUGCACAGACGGGUCGGCCCUGGACCAUCUCCGAGGAUCGCAUGAUCGUGCAGAGCUCCAUGUGGCACCGACAGGACUUUGCGUUACCCGAGGACGUCUCGCUGGUCAGCUUGAUCAAGUUGCGUCGCAUCACGGCUCAGCACACUGAAGCGUUCGACACGUAUCUGACCAGUCCGGACCGCUUCGACGAGACGCAGACCGCCACCGCGCUCGGCGUUGGAGGACAAAGCAUGUUUGAUCGCCGUCUCGCGGGUCUCGAAUUCUUCCGCAAGAACGCCAAUGCGGAUCUCGAGAAAUGGAAAGAGACUUGGUGCAUCAACACGGAGGACAAGAUCAAGGAGGUGGACACGAGUGCUUCCGCUGGCAAGUACCUGGUUCGAUGGGCACCAACAGCGAAGCUGUUCUACUACCACUCGCGACUGCUCAUCAACUCGCUCGUGCUCGGCGCCACGGAGCAGUACGAAGGCUUCCUGUCCGGAUCGUCCGUGUCCGUAGACUGCUGGACAUCUGCCAUUUCGCUCAUCGACACGAUGCUCAACGAUUUCACCGAGGAGGCCUUGGUGACUUGGUCCAACGAUCGAGUGGUCAUGGCGGUCUAUGCUGCCGUGUCGGCGGUGCGCAUGACCAACAUGCAGCACAAAUACGCGUUUGCCGACAAGGAGACGCUGCUUGCGCUCGUUCGUCGACUCGCCACGCGCAUGACCAAUGCAGGCAAGACGCCGCGCCACCGAAAUGGAUCGGCGACGCCAUAUGGCCGAUACCUCAAGUCGGUGUUGGCUGCUUUCGAGCCCGAGAACCCGGCGAUUGCGGCUGCCGCGCAGAGUGCUCAGGCAGCAGCGGCGCAAACACCGGGCAAGGAUAGCGAACAGGCUGCGUCUUCGAUCACGACGAGCAGCCUUGCGCCCGGUGACAGUCGCUCUGCGGCUGCGACGCCGCCCUCCGCCAUCGUUGUGGCCGUGCCAGCUGGCGCUGGUGGCGUCGCCGAGAACUCGUCGGACGAUGGUCAUGGCGAGACGUCAAACGUGGCGGCUGAAGGCGCUUCGACUCAGGGAGAAGGUGGCGCGUCUGGUGCUUUGAAAGACGCAUCUGGUUCGGCCACCGGAGAAGCGAGCAAGACUCCCGUCUUGAAGACGGAGGAGGUUGCUGCUGCUGGCGACGCGCUAUCGAGCGUUCCGCUCCUUGUCGCUCCCGGCUCUGACAUGGACCUCGACAUCUCUGCGGCUGCGUCGCAACUGGCGGCUGCCGACAGCAACCUCGAAGCGCAGAGCAGUAUGGAGAAGCUGCUCACACAGCUACCUGUCAACGGCACCACCAUGCCGGUCACCACCGCUGGCUUACUGACACCAGCCGGCGUCGUCCCUACAACCGACGCCACCUGGUCAGUCGUUGCGGAGAGCAUCGUUCGACCCACCUCCACCCACUCUUCCACGGGCGCAGCUGACACCAACCUCCUCGUCAACCCACUCCUCGCCGACGCAGACACAACGGAAGACGUCAGCGCAGCAGCCGCCGUAGCCGCCGCAGCAACCAUGCCCGACGUCGUCGACGACCCCGAGUCGUUGGAAAGGAUGUGGAACUACAUGACCGCUUUCGAGCAUACCAGCUUCUGGCAACCCCAGAGCACCUGGAAUUUGAGCAGCGGCGGACCUGGUGGUCAGGGUUGA
Molecule: messenger RNA, 4572 nt
Organism: Kalmanozyma brasiliensis GHG001
Lineage: Eukaryota; Fungi; Basidiomycota; Ustilaginomycetes; Ustilaginales
Exons: 1
Coding region: 1-4572 (1523 amino acids)
Biological process (GO): DNA-templated transcription; regulation of DNA-templated transcription
Cellular component (GO): nucleus
Molecular function (GO): transcription cis-regulatory region binding; DNA-binding transcription factor activity, RNA polymerase II-specific; zinc ion binding
Source: RefSeq, a predicted model, not a curated record